Messenger RNA from Rhinolophus ferrumequinum (greater horseshoe bat), 1268 nucleotides. It is a transcript of the gene RAB24, whose product is annotated as RAB24, member RAS oncogene family. The transcript is spliced from 8 exons. Gene Ontology annotation, molecular function: GTP binding; GTPase activity. The record is from RefSeq and is a predicted model, not a curated record. Bases 367 to 978 code for a protein of 203 amino acids. Lineage: Eukaryota; Metazoa; Chordata; Mammalia; Chiroptera; Rhinolophidae.
UCGCCCUUUACCCCUCCCCCGGGGGAGUCGCAGCGCUGCAGGCUGGAGCGGGGUUUGAGAGGACCCCGGGCUCGGUGGGGAAUCCGAGCCUGAGCGGUGCCUGAACCCGGCGGCGAGCGAACCGGGCGGCGGCGUGCAGUGCCGUUGAGGGCGCUGCCCCGCGCGCUCCCAGGCCGUCCCGGUCCCUGGGAUCUUGGAAGGAUCAGCGCCCGGGGCCGAAGAGCGGGGUCAGGCGGGUCGCUGCCAGGGCUCCAGCCCGACGCGGGGCAUCGACUGUGGCUUGGGCGCUUCCUGCCCGAGCGGAGAUCCGGGUUUACCUCGCGCGGGGGCUCAGGACCCCGACGCGGGUGAGGCUGCCCCGGGAGCAUGAGUGGGCAGCGCGUGGACGUCAAGGUGGUGAUGCUGGGCAAAGAGUACGUGGGCAAGACGAGCCUGGUGGAGCGAUACGUGCACAACCGCUUCCUGGUGGGACCCUAUCAGAACACCAUCGGAGCCGCCUUCGUGGCCAAGGUGAUGUCCGUCGGAGACCGGACGGUGACUUUGGGUAUUUGGGACACAGCGGGCUCCGAGCGCUACGAGGCCAUGAGCCGAAUCUACUAUCGGGGUGCGAAGGCAGCCAUCGUCUGCUACGACCUCACGGACAGCAGCAGCUUUGAGCGGGCCAAGUUCUGGGUGAAGGAACUGCAAAACCUGGAGGAGGGCUGUCAAAUCUACCUGUGCGGCACCAAGAGUGACUUGCUGGUGGAGGACCGGCGGCGAAGACGUGUGGACUUCCACGAUGUCCAGGACUAUGCAGAUAAUAUCAAAGCUCAGCUCUUUGAAACAUCCAGCAAGACAGGCCAGAGUGUGGACGAGCUCUUCCAGAAAGUGGCAGAGGAUUACGUCAGUGUGGCCGCCUUCCAGGUGAUGACAGAGGACAAGGGCGUGGACCUGGAUCAGAAGGCAAACCCCUACUUCUACAGCUGUUGUCAUCACUGAGUCACCACUCACCUGGCCUGGGGGAAUUAAAGGAAUUCCCCCAGAUGGGCUGGACCUAGCUCUUCAGGGCUUGGGUGGUCAAAUGUGAGCUACCCCAGGUCCACAUGCCAGCAGAGGUGGCACAUGCCUGUGCUGGCCCAUGGAACGGAUGCAGCAUUGGGCUGACUGGUGGGCAUCAGGAGGGUAAGGGCUGAUUUGGACCCCAGGCUUCUGUCCUGGACAGCACUUGUGUCUGCAGAUUACUUAAGUGGCUUCUGAUUUGUAAAUAAAAUCAAUGCACUGAGACUCAC